Molecule: messenger RNA, 1632 nt
Organism: Urocitellus parryii (Arctic ground squirrel)
Lineage: Eukaryota; Metazoa; Chordata; Mammalia; Rodentia; Sciuridae
Gene: Igsf11
Product: immunoglobulin superfamily member 11
Cellular component (GO): cell-cell junction
Source: RefSeq, a predicted model, not a curated record
UUCUGUAGGUCUUGUGGUGUCCCUGGAAGUGUCAGAGAGCCCUGGGAGUAUCCAGGUGGCCCGAGGUCAGACAGCAGUCCUACCCUGCACUUUCUCUACCAGUGCUGCCCUCAUUAACCUCAAUGUCAUUUGGAUGGUCAUUCCUCUCUCCAAUGCUAACCAACCUGAACAGGUCAUUCUGUAUCAGGGUGGACAGAUGUUUGAUGGUGCCCCCCGGUUCCAUGGUAGGGUAGGAUUUAUAGGCACCAUGCCAGCCACCAAUGUCUCCAUCUUCAUUAAUAACACUCAGCUCUCAGAUACAGGCACCUACCAGUGUUUGGUCAACAACCUUCCAGACAGAGGGGGCAGGAAUAUUGGGGUCACUGGCCUCACAGUGUUAGUUCCUCCUUCUGUCCCACACUGCCAAAUCCAAGGAUCCCAGGAUAUCGGCAGUGACGUCAUCCUACUUUGUAGCUCAGAGGAAGGCAUUCCUCGGCCAACUUACCUGUGGGAGAAGUUAGACAAUACCCUCAAGCUACCUCCAACAGCCACUCAGGACCAGGUCCAGGGUACAGUCACUAUCCGGAACAUCAGUGCUCUCUCUUCAGGUUUGUAUCAGUGCGUGGCUUCUAACGCCAUUGGAACCAGCACCUGUCUUUUGGAUCUGCAGGUUAUCUCACCUCAGCCCAGGAGCAUUGGACUAAUAGCUGGAGCCAUUGGCACUGGUGCAGUUAUUAUCAUUUUUUGCAUUGCACUGAUUUUAGGGGCAUUCUUUUAUUGGAGACGCAAACAUAAAGAGGAGGAGGAAGAAGAAAUUCCUAAUGAAAUAAGAGAGGAUGAUCUUCCACCUAAAUGCUCUUCUGCCAAAGCAUUUCACACAGAGAUAUCCUCCUCAGAGAACAACACGCUGACCUCUUCUAACACCUACAACAGUCGAUACUGGAGCAACAAUCCAAAAGUUCAUAGAAACACGGAGUCAUUCAACCACUUCAGUGACUUGCGCCAGUCUUUCUCCCUUCACUCAGGCAAUGCCAACAUCCCCGCCAUCUAUGCUAAUGGGAACCAUCUGGUGCCGGGUUCACAUAAGACUCUGGUAGUGACAGCCAACAGAGGGUCUUCACCRCAGAUCAUGUCCAGGAACAAUGGUUCAAUCAGCAGGAAGCCUCGGCCRCAGCACACACACUCCUACACCAUCAGCCAAGCAACACUGGAGCGAAUUGGUGCAGUUCCUGUCAUGGUGCCAGCCCAGAGUCGGGCAGGGUCYCUUGUAUAGGACAUGAAGAGAGGUUGUGUUCAGAAAAAAAUAAAUGGGAUGCCUCCAUACAAGGGGAAGGGUGGGUUGGGUGAGUGCUGGGAAAGAUAGACUUUCCUUAUGAUUAUAUUAGACAAAAGCACAAAGAGGAAGACAGUGCUCUUACUGGCCACUAAGAUGUGUACAGUGGACUGGAACCCUCCAUCUUGAAGCCUUGUCUCCCCACCACAGAUGUCCUGGGAUUCUUUUCAAAAAGCUGCAUCUCAAAGAUGUGCCAAGCCAAGGAGAAAUAUAAGAGCAGAAUAGCACUUAAAACUCAAACUGCAGUCCAGAUGGGCUUGUUCUUUAAUUCAUGCCUAACUUAAUAAUUUCAAGAGAUUAAAGUGCCAGAUGGAAUUUAA